This is a messenger RNA of Acaulospora morrowiae, 1476 nucleotides long. NCBI's taxonomy places the organism in Eukaryota, Fungi, Glomeromycota, Glomeromycetes, Diversisporales, Acaulosporaceae. The record is from the annotation of a GenBank genome assembly.
AUGCCAAAACCGGUGAGACAAGAAGAUAUAGAUUUUGUCUCCUGCGAGAAUGAUCGGUAUGAAAGUGAAAUUGUUAAGCGGAAAAACCACCAAAUGCUGGAAGCUUUAGAGCAAGAUGCCGUCGAGGUUCAAAGAAUCAUUUACGCAGCUAAGUUUUCUGCUCUUAAGAAAUUUGAGGAAGCCGAACAAAGGCUUACCAAAGAACUCCAAAAAUGGGAACAGUUAUACGAAAAAAUUAUGGCAGACUAUGAAAAGGAAAAACUUGAGAGGAAACUUGAGUUCGAGGCGCAACAGGCACAAUGGAAAAAAGAGAUGCAGCAAAUGAUCAAGACGCAAAUUGAAGCAGAACAGGAGCGCAUCAGGAAAGUCGAAGAAGCAAAAAAGCAAGAACAGAUUGAUGCUAUGAAUAAAAAAAAGGCUCUGGAAAUAGAAAAACAGGCAAAAGAAAAGGAGGCAAAGGAAAAGGAGGCAAGAAUGCUGGCCGAAGCUAAGAAAGUACUAGAGGCUGCCCAAGCUGCCGCCGAAGCUAAGAAAAAAACACAAGAGGCAACUCAGCCGGCUACCGGAACGAAAGGUUCAAAAUCUCUUGGAUCCGAGGAAGCGUUGAAAGAGGAGGAACGCCACCGAAAUAUGCUUAAAAAUAUCCAUGAAAAAUUGUCAAAAGUUCCUCAGCUGAAAACUGCAACAGUUGAGUCGAGGAAAAAGAUUAAAUUAAAAUUGAAUAUUUUGACAAACAGUCGAGCUGAAAUACUUAAAAUAGCCGACGAAAUCAGCAAUGUGUUAAAUUUAUCGAAAUCGAGUAAUAUAAAUAUUUAUUAUUUUCUUUUGAAUUUCUUGGCCAAAGAACUUAUUGAUCAUGCAGAAGUUGAUAUAUUAUCAAACGAAUCAUCGGCAUUUUCCUUCGCUCAUGUGAGUGUUUUGAUUGCAGCAUGGCACACAGAAUUCUGGAACUUUUUGAUGGCUCGUUUCGUGAAAAAAUGCCCAUAUGUACUACCACGCUAUUUCGAUAUACGGGAAAUGGGUAAAAUGUCUGUUGCUGACUUUAAGAAGCAUAUCGGUUAUAAAGACGGAGAAAAAGAAGAUAUAUACAUUAAACGAAUGUGUUCGAUUUUAGCACUAUAUUGUGCUAUCAUGCAGACCCAAUCCAUACAUCCUAACUUCAAAAAUCCAUACUCAAUCGACCAUGCGUGGACCUACUUGGCUCGGCUAAUGAACCUGAGACCUCAAAAAAUCACACCAUUUCUUCUAUGCACAUGCAUCCAGAUCACUGGAGCUGAAUUAAUACGUGUUUAUCGGGAAGAUGCUUUAAAACUGUUCUCAGUUGUUUGUAAAGCUUAUGUUCUGCAGCCGCCUCCAGAAGUUCGGACAUUGCUGACUACUUCACCAUCAGCAAUGUCUCGACUCAAAACCAUGUUGGAAAAUGCAUCACAAAAAGGCGGCAGAUUUCCAUAUCCUGAUGGAAGAGAUCCACUUUAG